CAAUUAUGAAAGCUGUACAAGUGUUCUUGGCCAUUUUAUUUGUAGCCUUGGCUGCGGCCGACUUUCAGCCAAUUGAGCCUUACAAGACCUAUCCCAGCUCCUGCAAGGCAGCCAAGGCCAAGAAGGAUGGCAUCUACAAGAUUCAGCUGAAGGGCGGCGAGCCCUUUGAGGUAUAUUGCGAUGCCAAAACAGCUGGAGUUGGUUGGUUGGUCAUACAGCGACGAGUCGAUGCCAACAUAAACUUCUUUAGAAACUGGUCAAGCUAUCAACAGGGCUUUGGUCCAUUGACCAACAGUUUCUUUAUUGGUCUUAACAGACUACACAAUCUGACUGCUGCUGAGCCGCAGGAGCUCUAUGUGCAUUUGGAGGACUUUACUGGCCAGAAGCGUUUCGCCAAAUACUCUGACUUUGCCAUUGGCAACGAGGCUAAUCUCUAUUCGCUGUACAAGCUGGGCAACUUCGCAGGCAGUGCUGGAGAUGCUUUCAGCUAUCAGCGGGGUAUGAAUUUCAGCACCUAUGAUCGUGAUAAUGACAGGAGCAUUCACAAUUGUGCGGCACAGUUCUCCGGUGCCUGGUGGUAUAACAGCUGUAUGUACAGUAAUCUCAAUGGACAGUACUUGGGCGGUGAGUACGGCAGAGAUCUGGAGGGUCGCGGCAUGGCCUGGGUGCAAUGGCUGGGCAUCAACUAUAGCUAUAAGACUGUCCAAAUGAUGAUUCGCCCCAAGAAUUAAAUGUACACAGUCUAGGGAAUUGUUAUAAAACUUGUUCUUAAGCGCUAAGAUUGUUAAAUAUAGAAAUAGAAAG
Messenger RNA from Drosophila busckii, 804 nucleotides. RefSeq names its product ficolin-2. The transcript has 2 exons. The record is from RefSeq and is a predicted model, not a curated record. Lineage: Eukaryota; Metazoa; Arthropoda; Insecta; Diptera; Drosophilidae. Bases 6 to 731 code for a protein of 241 amino acids.